AUGGGCCUGGCGAAGAUUUGUAUCGGCAAGACCUACACUGCAUGUGGCACGCCGGACUAUUUCGCGCCAGAGUUGAUCGCAUCUACUGGUCACACAGUCGCGGUGGACUGGUGGACGCUGGGCAUCUUUCUCUUUGAGUUGCUGAGUGGUCACCCGCCAUUUGAGUCUUCGUACCCCAUGCAGACAUACCAGAAAAUUAUGCGGGGCAUCGCGAAGGUGGCCUUCCCGCCAAAGUGCAAGGGUUCAGCCGAGGACUUGGUCAAGAGCCUCUGCAAGCACGACCCCGCGGAGAGGCUUCCCAUGAAGAAGGGUGGCAGCCGCAACAUCAAGUCGCAUCCCUUCUACAAGGGCUUCGACUGGGCGUCCUUCGAGUCGCUGAGGCCCUUCGUGAGAAGUCUAGUGGGGGCUUCUGGAGAAGAAAGAAGAGGCACCAUGACCCGCAAGAAGUCUGGAGCGGGCCUGGGAAACUCGCUGGCCAAUGACCGCCGAAAGCGUGCCGAGGGUUACAACGGUCACAAAGCCAGUGGGGUCCCAGAGGGCCAGGCGAACCGGUCAGUGCUCGAGCAAACCUCGCUGGAUGACUUCAUCGCCAAAGCGGAGCUCGCAAAGGCGGACUUCCAUGCCGCACGAGGUCAAGCUGUCGAGUGCACGACAGAGAUCAUCUACAGAGCAGCGGCGGACCCAGCAACCACCCGAGAGAAGGAGGCCGAGGCCAAGAAGGUGGAUGUUCCCAUCCCAUGGCGCCCUCCCUGGCAGGAGGCCUCCUCUGCAGAAGAGUUGGCAUCUGCCGAGGGGCAGGCCUUUCUCGAAUGGAGGCGAGGACUUGCAAAGCUUGAGGAGGAGGAUGGCUUGGUCUUGACCCCCUACGAGCGAAAUCUGGACUUCUGGCGCCAGCUCUGGCGCUGUGUCGAACGCAGUGAUGUCCUCGUGCAGAUCCUGGACGCCCGCGAUCCGGAGUUCUACAGAUGUAGAGAUCUUGAACGGUACAUCGAGCAGUUUCCGAACAAACGCCACCUCCUCCUGCUAAACAAGGCAGAUUUCCUGAACAUGCAGCAGCGUGAGCAGUGGACGUCCUACUGGACCGACAAGGGCGUUGAGACAAUCUUUUUCUCAGCCCUGCGGGAGCUUCACAAGCAGCAGCGUGCCUGUGCCUCCUCGUCUGCUCGAGAUGCUCGAGCUCCCGAGGACGAAGACAGCGAAAGCGAUCUCGACAGCGAACCGGACGACGAAGAAUCCGUAAAGACCGAGGAUGCGGAGAGCUCACGACGUCUCCCACCUCACGGUCCUCUGGAGGAUGGUGGGAUGAGCGGCGUAGCGGACUGCGCGCGUCUACUGGACGAGCUGCAAGCGCGCAUGCCCCCUUCAAACGCUUCAAGGAGAGGCGUCGUGGGCUUUGUGGGCUACCCCAAUGUUGGGAAAAGCUCCGUCAUCAAUGCUUUAUUUGGGGCAAAGAAGGUUUCAAUGAGCCGUACCCCUGGCAAGACCAAGCACCUGCAAACUCUAGAGCUCAGUGAUUCAAACAUCACUCUCUGCGACUGCCCCGGCCUAGUAUUCCCGUCAGUGGUGGCCACCCGGGCCCACUUGGUCAUCAACGGAACUGUUCCUCUGGAUGAGCUGAGAGAUUUCAUCGAUCCCAUCCGGCUCAUCGUCGGCAAGAUAGGGCCUGAGCCGAUCUUGCAGAGGUACGGCGUCAGCGCCUCGGAGGUCCGGGAUGGUGCCAUCCGCCGGGGUGUUGGCGAGGCCUCGGACGAGAUGGCGCACCAGGUUCUCUGUGGCCUCGCAACGCACCGGCACCACUUCCUCAGAGUGGGGGUGCCAGAUGAGACCUGGGCAGCCCGGAGGGUGCUCCGUGAUUUCUGUACAGGGCAGCUGCUGCACUGCGAGCAUCCGCCGGGCAGUGAAUCCAGCGUGGAGCCUCAGAGUCAUCUCCUGAACGAGCAGGACUCCGAGUCAGACUUCAGCGAUCUCGAUGCAUUCCUGGAGGAAGGAAAGGAGCGGAAGAUGACGAAGCGCAAGAUGCGCCACCUGCAAAAGCAGAUGGCGAAGGGCGGCGUCAUCGCCCCGCAGGCCUUAGAGAAGAGAAAGGGUGCGCAGUAUGCUGGUAAGAACAUUCGUGGGAAGACGGUGUUGGGAUGA
This is a messenger RNA of Symbiodinium natans, 2136 nucleotides long. The record is from the annotation of a GenBank genome assembly. NCBI's taxonomy places the organism in Eukaryota, Dinophyceae, Suessiales, Symbiodiniaceae.